AUGGAAAUUUCUAACCCUAACGAUCCCCAAGAAACCAAACCCACCGCCACCACCGCCCCUAUCCCCACUCCUUCUCAAACACCUAACACCAGCAGCAGCAGCAGUGAUAAUAAUAACCCCCCUCACAAUAAUAACCGCAAGUGCAAGGGAAAAGGUGGACCUGACAACAACAAGUUUCGUUACCGCGGCGUCAGGCAGCGCAGCUGGGGGAAAUGGGUGGCGGAGAUAAGAGAACCGCGCAAGCGGACCAGGAAGUGGCUCGGAACAUUCGCCACCGCCGAAGAUGCCGCCAGGGCCUACGACCGUGCUGCUUUGAUCCUCUACGGUUCUAGGGCACAGUUGAAUCUGCAACCCUCGGUUUCCGUCAAUUCUAACUCUUCUAAUUCUUCGUCUCGUGGCGGUUCUUCUUCUUCUUCUUCCUCCUCCACUCAAACGCUUAGGCCUUUGCUUCCUCGCCCUUCCGGGUUCACCUUCUCAUCCGGUUCCCGGUUUCCCGUUGUGUUUAACGGCCUCCACAAUAACAACAAUAAUAAUAACUUCUCUGCUGCUACCGCCUCGGGUUUCGUGCCAUUUGGGGUUUACCCUUUUAGUAACGGUAAUAAUAACAGUGUUGUUGCACCAGCACCGGUGCAGUUUCAUCAUCAGUAUUCACCACAAGUGCUGCAAAUUCAGCAGCAGCAGCAGCAGCUUCAACAGCAACAACAACACUGUCACAAUCGACACCAAAAAGCCGAUGAAUCAGGUGGAACAACUUCAAUUAGGUUAACCUCCCAUCAGAAUAAUAAUAAUAAUAAUACUAAUCAUCCUUCGGGUUAUGUUCAUCAUCCUCAUCAAGAGAGUUGCAUGGUUAUGGAAGAAGAAAUAUUGAAUCAUAGUAAUAAUAAUAAUAAUAAUAACAAUCUCGUGGUGGAUUCAACAUUGUCUUCCUCAGAGGUUGGAGCAGAUGCAGUGGUGGAUCCGGAUCCGGAUCAUGAUCGGGAUCCAGAACCGGGUAUCGGAUCUAUGUGGUCUUCGUUGACGGAGGAGGAGUAUCCAGUUAGCUUGUGGGAUUACAAUUACAAUGAUCCAUACUUUAGUUUGAAUUUUGAAGAAAUUUGA
Arachis stenosperma is the source of this 1098-nucleotide messenger RNA. Its product is annotated as ethylene-responsive transcription factor ABI4. Gene Ontology annotation, molecular function: DNA-binding transcription factor activity; transcription cis-regulatory region binding. Gene Ontology annotation, biological process: positive regulation of DNA-templated transcription; response to stress. Gene Ontology annotation, cellular component: nucleus. Lineage: Eukaryota; Viridiplantae; Streptophyta; Magnoliopsida; Fabales; Fabaceae. The transcript has a single exon. The record is from RefSeq and is a predicted model, not a curated record. Bases 1 to 1098 code for a protein of 365 amino acids.